AUGGUGUCGGUGCAUUUAGUUGGCGAGCUGUUGGGAGCCUCGGGUCUCUCCGGUCUUGACGAAGAGUUCUCUGUCUCUCAUGUGCUUGACAUGCUUUCGUUGCAUCCUUCGUCUGAGUUGAAUUACUUCUGCAAGUGGCGAGUCGUUGUUGAUGAUCAAUCAAAGUCAAGCGAUGAAGCUUGGAAAGUCGUUCAAGGAGAGACACGAGGUCAAACUCAAGUGCAUGCGGCCUCGAGUGGGGGAAGUCUUGCCAUGCCUGAUCUUUAUCGUCAGAACCGGGAUAAUAUUUUACUUCCGAAGAUUGGUACUGUGUGGGCACAUCCGAUCGAUCUGCACCUCGCUAUAGCGAACAUGGAAGCAUGGAAUUGCUGGCCACGACUCGAGUUCCAGGUAUGGAGCGUUGACGCCUUCCAUCUCGAGUCAUUAUGUGGAACGGCGAGUUUCUCGGUGCCUAUGGCCACAAACGAGUACGUGCUCGACGUGCCUCUGGUACUGUCCGAGCCUCAAACAAUACUGGGGUCUCUAGCACGAGCAGUGGGUCUACCGCUCCAAGAACAGGAAAACAAAGCUCGAAGUGCUCACUGUGACGAAGUUAUACGAAGCACUGGCACGCUGUAUUUGCGUCUUGCUGUACUAAGUCGUGGAUUGAAUACGACUACAAACUAA
Phytophthora nicotianae INRA-310 is the source of this 666-nucleotide messenger RNA. RefSeq lists its product as hypothetical. The coding region runs from base 1 to 666 and encodes 221 amino acids. The transcript is spliced from 3 exons. NCBI's taxonomy places the organism in Eukaryota, Oomycota, Peronosporomycetes, Peronosporales, Peronosporaceae. Gene Ontology annotation, biological process: cilium assembly. The record is from RefSeq and is a predicted model, not a curated record. Gene Ontology annotation, cellular component: MKS complex.